CAAGGGAAAGUGAGCCGAGGGGAAGAGCAAACGGCCGAGGAAAAGGAGAGAAAAGGGAGGAAAAGGAGAGAAGGAGGAGGAAAGAGAAGAAAGCACAAAGGGAAGAGAAGGUAGAUAACGGCGUGGAUGAGGAGGACUGGACACAGGAGCAGCCAGUUACAUUUUGACUCAUGCCUCAAAUGAGAGAAGGUUGUCUGGUGCAAAGGGCAGAGAAGAGCGAGACCUCAUCUCAUGACAUACAGAAGACUAAAGAUAUCAUGAGGAAAGUGGAAAUGAUCAGACGGAAAAAAAUGUUUCAGCAAAAGGUCACUCCAGUCAUUGGCAUGAGUAAUGUAUUCGAAGCCAAGCUGCGAUUGCUGCGGAAGAACAACAGGAGUUUGGCUAAAGCAUUGUCAGAGCAGAAGAUGGCAGCAAACCAUUGGUACACAGAGACCAUUACAUUGAGAGGUGAGCUUCAAGAGGCACAUGAAAAACUGCUGAGGAUGCCGUACAGCAACACCAACAUAGAACAAGUGUUUGUGGAGGCAGAAAAGCAGAUCAAGGAAUGCUACAAGGCAAUAGACAAAGAUUUCAGCAUGGCCCUGGAGAGAAUUGUGGAUGCUGUGGAAAAAUUGACUAAGGCCAAGCAUCUAGUUGGGAACACCCUGAACAUCUUGCAGUUUCCUUCUCAAUCUCCAGUCAAUAUUUUCUCUCGCUUGUCAGGCUCUAGAACUCCAUUAGGAACCAGUGGAGUUGGUCCGCCGCUUCAAAGGGCUGUCCUGCCUAUGGUCAGCGGACAUGUUCUGCAGCCGGUUAUGGUUCCUCUUCCAAAGUUGAAAAUCACAUCAAGUGAUAGAAGAAACAACUGCUUCCUUGUUAAUGACGAGAAUGAUCCUGGCAUAUCAACAAUUGAAGAGGGCUCCCCAACUGUGAACAGUGACAUGAGUGAAGAGCAACUGUUCCAAGAUGACAGUGAAGAACAUCAACCUGAGACCAACAUGGAAUCACCAACAGAUAAUAAUAUCCUUGAAGCUCAGUCUGAGUCUGGGCUUGAUAGCGUUGACUUGGGAGUGAGGCUUGAGAGGGUCACUGGGAGAUCUAGGACAAGGAGCAAAGCAGAGGCAUCACCUAAUCUACAGGCUACAACAAGUUUUAGGAGGCAAGGAAUUUCAAGAAGAGGAACUGGAAGGAGAGGAGGGAGAAAGGAAGACUCCAGGAUAUCAAAGUUGUCUCUUUACGAAGACUUGCCAUGUUUGACUGGAGAAAAUGAGGUCCUUGCACCUUCACCAGAGGAGGAGGAUCCUCUCGAGGGCCCAAGCUGGCUGCACGCCACGGGAAACACACGGGGGGCCUUGAGGGGUCGUUACCGGGGUCGGAGGAAGAGGAGUAGCAGUCGGAAAGAUGGCAAAAAAACUGAUGAUGCUUCCACAAUUGAUUCAUCAGAUCAAGUUGAGGACACAAGUAUAGGCAUUUCAGAAAUGUUCAGACAAACUGCAGCGCAGGAGCCAAGCCCAAGGAGAGAAGCUGCCUCAACAACCACAUCACCCACAGAGACUCAAUCACAGUCACUUGACCAUAGUUGCCUUGAUUCACAUGCCUCUCUGCUUGCCAGGCUGGAACUUUUAGAGGCUAAGGGUGGGCGGAAAUCUAGAAGGCUUUUAAAAAGUAAAUUGAGUACUGCUGCAUUAGAAUCAGAGUUACGGGAUCCUGCCUCUGAUAUCAGAACACAGGAAAAUGAACAACUUGUUAUAGGUAGCCCUAAAAAGAUGGUCCCAGUCUCAAGCACAAAGGGUCCAGGAGUGAGUUUGACAGUAGAGAACAAAGAUGGACCGUGCAAAAAUUCACCUGCAUUGAUCAGUGAAAGUAUAGAGACACGAAGACCUGGUGAUAUAACUUGUCAGCUUGUCACCAACAUGGAUAUAACUCAGCCAGUUUCAGAUAUAAUAAUUCAACAAGAUAUAGCACCCACAGUAGAUGAUACAGAAGGCUCACAAGAUGAAUGUAAGCCUACUCAGUCAAAAAAGAAAUUCUUCAAAACAAAAGAGCAGGAAUCAAUUGAUGAAAUUCCAAAAGUGGUAGAGAGGACUCCUUUUGACUUGUCAAUGCUAAAUGAAACUGUGGUCAACAUGCCACCAUUUUCAUUAAUGAGGACCACUGAGAAAGAAAAUUUGCAGCCCCUGUCCUCUGGGGGCAGUGAUGAGGCUGUCACCCUGUGUGAUGUGUCUGUCGUUCUGAAAGAUGUCAUAAAGGAGUCUGUGAGUGCAGAUGCACCAAGAAGGUCAAUUAGGAUGACCCAGAAGGGGAGUCACUCACCCAAAAGCACACCAUUGAAUUUCCCAGAACGGACAAGACGUGCCAGGAGAAUGUUGCAGUACUCAGUAAACUAUAAUGAUGAUGAUGAGAUGAGGAAUGAUGAAUGGGGAGGAGGGAAAAAACAAAAAAAUAAAAAACCACAGUCACCAACUGCAGAAGGGAUGCCAGUUAAACUCAAAGGGCUUAAAAAAAAAUCAGCAAAAUCUCUUAGUAAUGGUCUGAAUGACAUUCACAGUAACGCUGAAGAAGCAGAAGUCACAAAUGCUCGUGUUUUGUCAAACAAAACUGACAACAUGAAGAUUCUUCCUAACUGUUAUGUUAGAAUUCAAAGAUCAAGUAUCAUGGAGACUCCCUCGUUUAGAAUGGAUGAAGAUACAAGCCCAGAAGAUUUGCUGAUUGACCUUAAUGCCUUGCCUGAUCAACAGCAACUGCUCUCUAAGAGUCAGAUAGGAAGAUCAACUGAGAUGAGAGGAACACCAGAUGCUAAUGAUGACAAUGCAGAUGACUGUAUCAGUAGCCCAGUCAGCAGAGACAGAGAUACAACUCAUAUAGAAGAGUAUGAAAAGGAUAAUGAUAUUGGAAAUGGGAUUGAUGAAUCUGAAAUUAAAUUCUACAGUGAUGAUCACAUACAGCAAUAUGAGAAAGAGUCUGGUGACCUGAAGGAGAUACAUGAAGUUGAGGACGCACAACAAGAACAUGAUUAUGAGGAACACAGUGUUCCCGUAAGCCCACCUGAUUCAUCUACAGAUGCUGGCUGCCAAAAAGCUAAUGAAAAGACAGGUACUACAAGCCCCAAAGUAAGUGGCAGCAAAAUGGAAGAUGAGGGAUCUACCAAAAGCAGCACUGGAUUAAAGACAACUUUGGAGAAGGCAGAAGAGUCUCACAUGAAAGACAAUCCCAGAAAGAGGCGGGCUGCCCUGAAAAUCACGUCAUACAAAGAAGACUUCCUCAAUAUAAAAAUGAGACGUGGAGAGAACAACUCCGUCACAGUCAGCAAAUCAGCUUCAAGAAUCAGGGGCAGGAGCAGAGGAAGGGGAAGAAACAAGAGCAGAGGCACAGCAGAAGUAAUUGAAAUUAUUUAAUCAAAUAUUUAAGAAUGGUUAGUUUUUGAAAUGGAAAUCAGUCAUUUAUUUAUUAUUUUAAAGAACCUGAUGAAUUUUCUUAACCUUAAAUUUCAUGCAGUACCCCACUUAGAAGAAAUAUUUAUUUUAUAUGACCUACUUGUUUUUAUAAAUAAAAGAGGGAUUGUUUACUUUUUAUCUGACAAGAAGCAGAAAUGGUAUAAUAAGAGGCUUGGGUGGACUGAGAGUAGGGAAUCCUUCUUCGAUGGUGCAAUUCAGACCAGAUGAGUAAUUUUGACUGACCUGACAUGUGUAAAAAUUUUAGAAGUGAUGGAGGCAAACUACUGACUUCUGUUUUGGCAUGGAGAGCAGCAUUUUAGAGGUACUGAUGAGCUGAUUCGUUAAUUCAUAAUCAGAUGUAAGUGAACAGCAUACUUUAAUUCCAGUGUUUCAGAAGAAAGUUGAGACGUAAUGACAGUGUGUGUUGGAUUAAGAAGAUUAGUGUUUGAUGCUUGUGGUAAUAGUGCCUAGAUCUUUCAUUUUCAUGUACAUAUAUCAUCUUUUUUUAUUUUCACAGUUCAUUAUUAUAGUUUUACACGGUUGUAAGACUAGAGCAGUACUGUUUUGAUCGAGCAGUACUGUUUGGAUUAGCUCCAUCUUUCAAUCAUUCCUAGUGUCCUGCAGGUCCAUGGAAGGAGGGUGCCUGUCAAAAUUGAAUAAAAAAAAACAUCACUGUCUCUCCAAAUGAGUCAUUCUGAAAUAUAUAUGUAUAUUUAAAUCAUGAAAAUUAAAUAGAAACUUGGCUUCUUUUUUCAUCAAACUAGGUAAUUCAAAUCAAACUAGACUACUUUCAUUAGCUUCUUACCAAACAAUUAUAAAAGGAUCAAGUUAUUUAAUAGUUUCUUCAUGUACCUUAUGAUAUCGCUGUACCCAUGGAAAGGUCUAUAGUCACAGGGAUGUUAUUGGAUGCAGAAAUGAAGACAAAUAUAUCUCAUAGCGUGUUCAUGAAUUUACUGAAUAAAAAAAGAAUAUGGAGUUGUCAUAUCUUG
Eriocheir sinensis (Chinese mitten crab) is the source of this 4402-nucleotide messenger RNA. RefSeq lists its product as uncharacterized. The transcript is spliced from 12 exons. The coding region runs from base 171 to 3374 and encodes 1067 amino acids. NCBI's taxonomy places the organism in Eukaryota, Metazoa, Arthropoda, Malacostraca, Decapoda, Varunidae. The record is from RefSeq and is a predicted model, not a curated record.